Molecule: messenger RNA, 528 nt
Organism: Arabidopsis lyrata subsp. lyrata
Lineage: Eukaryota; Viridiplantae; Streptophyta; Magnoliopsida; Brassicales; Brassicaceae
Exons: 1
Coding region: 151-354 (67 amino acids)
Source: RefSeq, a predicted model, not a curated record
AUUCCAUGUAGUCUCAUGCUUAUAAAUAACAUCCAAACUGCAACCUUUGUUUUACGCGUAAACAAAAGAAAACUAGAAACAAUUUCAUUUUUUGACUUUGUCUAGAAGAGAAGAAGAAAGAGCAAGAAGAAGAAGAAGAAGAAGAAGGGGAUGUGUUUGGUGUUCGUGUGUGAUAAGGACGAGAGGGUGAUCGGAAGGUAUGCAGCUCCUGGAGCGUGUCCCUACUGCGGCGGAGCGGUUCAAGUGGUUGACGUAAAUAGCCAGUGGAGAUUCUGCUUCGUUCCUCUCUCUAAUAAAUCCAAACGUCGCCAUAUCUGUUCAACUUGCGGUAAACGACUCAUCGUCCAUGGCUGAAACAAACCCCCACCUCCCACGAGAUCAUUUCUAUUAUGUAAAUAUCCAAAUCUCUGACUUGCUUUGUGUAUCGUGUUUGUAAACGUUGUAAGAAAAAGAAAAGAACAUGUCUUCUCUUUAAUGAGUUCUCAGUAUAUAUAUAAAAAUCAUUAUGAAAAUGAGAUUUUUAAGAAA